Molecule: messenger RNA, 894 nt
Organism: Rotaria socialis
Lineage: Eukaryota; Metazoa; Rotifera; Eurotatoria; Philodinida; Philodinidae
Source: the annotation of a GenBank genome assembly
AUGCCAUCGUUGAUCUCAUUUCUCAUUAUCUUUUAUUAUUUUAUUCGAUUGCGCAAAAGGUUACUUUUUGAUCGUAUCAAUCAUCAUGUUAUUUUAUGCAUAUUAAUCAGUGACUUUUUGUUAAUUGUAACUGCCUUACCAUUUGCGUUGCACUAUCUUUCAUUAGGAUAUGUGCAGACUAAAAAAGUAUGUUUAUUUUGGAUUUUUUGGAGUUAUUCUCUUGGAGCUGCAUCUUUAUUUCUUACAGUGUAUACAUCGAUUGAGCGUUACCUAUUAGUAUUUCAUAAACAAUGUAUUGUGAACCAUCAAUUAUUGCUUCAUUAUAUUCCAUUGGGAUUCGCAGUUUCUUAUGCUUUCGGUAUUUACAUGUAUCUUGUCCUAUUGUUUCCAUGCACACCAAGUUAUCAGUACGAUUUAAUGACAUUUGUGUGUGGAGGACCCUGCUAUAUGAAUGCUUUUGUUCAAAGCAUGUAUGAUACAAUUGUUGAUACAAUGUUACCACCUUGUGUUUCAUUGAUUUUCAAUAUAUUAUUUAUUGUUCGUGUGAUUAGACUCAAACGAAAAGUGACACCAUCAAUAUUGAUAUCGAAUACAUUGAAAAAAAGCCGACGAAUGACAUUACAAUUAUUUGCCAUAAGGUUAAUGGCUUUAAUAAAUUGGAUGCCUUGGGUUGUUAUAAUCUUAGUACAAGAUUUUUAUGAUCCAUCAUUUGGUGAGCAGUUUAUUAACAAUGUCAUUUAUUAUGUACCAUAUUUUACAUGUUCUGCUUCACCGUUUUUGGCAUUGAUUGGCCUGCCAGAGAUCCGUGAAGAAUUCAAGAAAAUAAUGUAUCGACCCACGAUUGCUCGGCAUACGAUUGGUACAACUAUAAACAAUGACAAACACGAACAGUAG